Messenger RNA from Zeugodacus cucurbitae (melon fly), 2716 nucleotides. It is a transcript of the gene Lmx1a, whose product is annotated as LIM homeobox transcription factor 1-beta. Gene Ontology annotation, cellular component: nucleus. The transcript is spliced from 4 exons. The coding region runs from base 436 to 2265 and encodes 609 amino acids. Gene Ontology annotation, biological process: regulation of transcription by RNA polymerase II; neuron differentiation. The record is from RefSeq and is a predicted model, not a curated record. Gene Ontology annotation, molecular function: DNA-binding transcription factor activity, RNA polymerase II-specific; RNA polymerase II transcription regulatory region sequence-specific DNA binding. Lineage: Eukaryota; Metazoa; Arthropoda; Insecta; Diptera; Tephritidae.
AUCGGUCGGUGUUGGCAGUGAAAUGUUAUGAUUUCAUCGUCUGCAAAUUCACAUGUGAACUGACAGCGAACGUUGACGGUUGUGCAUGCGAGUUAAACGUUAAGUAACGGUAUAUAGUACAUAUAUAUAUAAAAAAUAUAAAUAAAUAAAUAACUGAUGUGGGCUUAAAAGUAAAAAAUUAAAAUAUUUAUAAUAAGAAAUAAAUACAUACAUACAAAGAAAGUGAGUGUUAAAACGCUGUCGUGUCCGCUGUGAAAGUGCAAAAUGUGUGUGAAAGUUCAAGCUUUUUGCAUAAAACAAGCUUAAAAGCGUGUGAACAGUGCAUGAUUACAACGAAUAAAAAUACAAAAAAGUGUUUGAAAAAAAAUUUGCGCGCACAUAAGACUUAACGGUGUCUUAAUCGGGAAAACCCAAGUUGCCAAACGCCGAUAGACAAUGCUUGAAUUCUAUCCAAUGCCCACAAACUUAAGUCGUGGCGCUGGCUUUUAUUCACACCAUCAUCAGAAUCAUGGCGGUACGCGUACAUUUAAUAAUGCCCCCAAUUCGGUCGGCACAGCAGCAAUUAAUGCAACUGUAUUAAAUAAUAGUAACAAUUGUGGACAACAACAGCAGCAGCAGCAGCAGCAUCAGCAACAGCAAUAUCAACAACAUCAGCUACAACAACAACAACAACAACAUCUCCAGCAACAACAACAAAAACAAUUGACUGCCUCACCGACGCAUGCAACAUGCGCUCCACUUAAUCGCAGCAACAGCAGUACACCAACAACAGCGGCCACUUCUACGUCGGCAACAACUUCGACAACCGUUUCCGCAACUGCAGCAGCCAUCUCCGCGUCCGCCUCCACGUCACCGAAGGCUUUUAAUACAGCCGCAAGCGAAAAACCCACUGCGGUAGCCCCUGAAGUCAAUUCCACUGCAACACUUGCAACAUCCCAACCCGCGUGUCCCGCCGCCACCUCCACGGCACACAUUUUAAUGAUACCCACUUCAAUUUCAACAUCGUGUUCGUCAUCACCUUCAUCGUCGUCAUCCUUAAUGACGGUGUCAGCAGCGUCCCUUAUGGCUCCAACACCGGCCGCUUUAUUACCGACGGCAUCGGCGACGGCGACGACGACGGCAACGCUGUCUGAGCUAUCGGCGGGCUGUAAUGGUCGUACAGAAGUCGGACAUGUGAAGUGCGAGAAGAAUUAUGAAAUAUGUGAAGGUUGCGGGCAAAAGAUACACGAUCGUUAUCUCAUGAAUGUUGGCGAAUCGAACUGGCACGAGCACUGUCUGUCUUGUUGUUAUUGUGGAAUACAGUUAUUCAAUACCUGCUACGUGCGCAAUUCAAAGCUUUAUUGCAAACUCGAUUACGAUCGAUUAUUCAGCAUCAAAUGCACCGGCUGCUGUCACCCGAUUCUGCCUCACGAGAUGGUCAUGCGACCGAUACCCUCCUUCAUUUUCCACCUGCCUUGUUUCAUCUGCUACAUCUGUCGACUGCCACUGCAGAAGGGCGAGCAAUUCCUGCUGCGCGACGGUCAACUUUUCUGCUGUCGACACGAUCUCGAAAAGGAACUCUAUUUGGCGACCGCACAACAUUGCGGUUUCGUCGGACUGGACGAUGAUGAUUUGAUGCGUCCACGCGAUGGACGACGUGGACCGAAGCGACCACGCACCAUAUUGACAUCGCAACAGCGUAAACAAUUCAAAGCGUCCUUCGAUCAAUCGCCUAAACCGUGUCGCAAGGUGCGCGAAGCGCUGGCGAAGGAUACUGGGUUGUCGGUGCGCGUGGUGCAGGUGUGGUUUCAGAAUCAACGCGCCAAAAUGAAGAAAAUACAGCGGAAAGCGAAAAAUGGCGGUGGCAAUGGUGGUGCGGUGAGUUCACGCAGUGGCGAUGAGAAGGAUAUGGGUAAGGACGAUAAGGAUAUAAAGCAGGAAUGCGGCAUAACCGGUGUGGAUGGCGCUUAUUUGAGUUUAGGUGACAGCGGUUUCGGCAGUCAACCGCUGAAUCCGAAUCUGCCCUUCUCGCCUGAUGAUUACCCGCAUAAUUCGAAUGAUAGCUUCUGUAGCUCGGAUUUGUCUUUGGACGGCAGUAAUUUCGAUCAACUGGACGAUGACACCGAUUCUUUGUCACUCAACAAUCUGGAGCUGCAGUCCACCGGCUCUUCGGGUAAUCAACAUUCAAAUCCACACGACAUUAUCGCCAAUCUCAGCACGAGUCUUGUCAAUCCGAUUGACAAACUGUACUUGAUGCAGAAUUCUUACUUUAAUGUAGAGCAAUAAACCAAAUUGACCGUUAUGGAAUAGAGGAUACGAAUUUAUUAGUAUUAAGCUACAUGUCAAGUGAGGCGGUAUUUGUUGUUGUGUGGGCGUAGCGGGAAUUAUGUAUGUGUAUGUAAGUUGAGAGGACUUUGGGUUUGCGUCCCAAGGAUAACAAAAAAAAAAAGAAAAAACACAAAAACAAUAACAAGAUCAUGAUAAAAAGAAGAACUCUGAGGCAAUUAAUUAUUUAUAUGUACUAUACAUACAUACAUACAUACACACAUACAUACACAUACAACGGUAUGUUUAAGUUAAUACCCAACAAACCAAAUUAAUUAGGCAGAUUCUGGCAUGUUGCAUACACCUGUAGUAACAACAUUUGUGAUUUAAAAUUUAAAUUUUAUCUAAAACAGAUCUUAUUAUUGUUAGUUUUAAAUAAAUAAAACAAAAAAAAAAAAAUUAAAAACAAAAU